AUAGUUUUACAUUUUCUGACUAUAAAGAUUACCAUGGCUUCGCUCACUUCCUGCCGCGUGGCCGCGCCUUGCAAGGCGCAGGCAACUCGCCGCUCGCGCACCAUGCCGGUCGUCCGCGCUGCCGCUAUUGCUUCUGAGGUCCCUGAUAUGAACAAGCGCAACCUUAUGAACCUGCUCUUGGCUGGUGCUGCAUCUCUGCCUGUGACCACUCUUGCUCUGGGCUAUGGCGCUUUCUUCGUUCCUCCUAGGUCGGGCGGCGGUGGCGCUGGCCAGGCUGCCAAGGACGCUCUGGGCAACGACAUUAAGGCCAGCGAGUGGCUCAAGACGCACCUCAAGGGUGAUCGCUCGCUGAGCCAGGGCCUCAAGGGCGACCCCACCUACCUGAUCGUCAACAACGACGGCGCCCUUGAGAAGUACGGCCUCAACGCCGUCUGCACCCACCUGGGCUGCGUCGUGCCUUGGGUGCCGGCUGAGAACAAGUUCAAGUGCCCCUGCCACGGCUCCCAGUACAACACGGAGGGCAAGGUGGUGCGCGGCCCCGCGCCCCUGUCCCUGGCGCUGGCCCAUGUGGACGUGAACGACGACCUGGUCACCUUCAGCACCUGGACGGAGACCGACUUCCGCACCGACAGCGCACCCUGGUGGUCGUAAACAGCGGCUGACUGGGCCGCCCGGGGGGACCCGCUGCCGCUGUGUGCUGAGCAGCUGUAGCAGCGCUGGCUGAGGCUGGCUGAGGGAAGCGCAGCAGCAGCGGGAGCGGGGUGGAGCGGGGCGAGGCGAGGAGCAAGGAGCGGUGUAGUGUGUACCGUUAGUGGUGACGGACCUCUCAUGAGCAUAAUAGGCAUCCCGUGCCCUAGCAGGGGGUUUACGUCUGCAGAAGAAGCGGGAGUGAGGGGCUGGCGGGCGGGCUGUAAAAGACCAGUGCGAGAGAGGAUUACAGGGACGUGGCGCGCUGGGGUGUGUGAGAAGUGAGUCAGCGAGAGAGCCAUCGUGCUGACAGGCAUGUGUGUUUUAGAGGCGUGGUGAGGAGAAGAUGUAAUGCUUUUGGAGAGAGCAGUUUGAAGUUUUGUGGCUGUGCGGCAAGCCCGUAGCGACUGCUGAGCGGCUGCUUGCACGGGAGUAACUACAAUCCAGACUCGUUUUUGGCCGUUACAACCACAUGACAACCCGUGAACGCCUUUGCCUUGCGAGGAUUGUCGUGUACCAUUUUGUAAUAAUACGAAACGGAA
Messenger RNA from Astrephomene gubernaculifera, 1229 nucleotides. The record is from the annotation of a GenBank genome assembly. Lineage: Eukaryota; Viridiplantae; Chlorophyta; Chlorophyceae; Chlamydomonadales; Astrephomenaceae.